Molecule: messenger RNA, 4090 nt
Organism: Colossoma macropomum (tambaqui)
Lineage: Eukaryota; Metazoa; Chordata; Actinopteri; Characiformes; Serrasalmidae
Product: NACHT, LRR and PYD domains-containing protein 12-like
Molecular function (GO): protein binding
Source: RefSeq, a predicted model, not a curated record
AGAUGUGAGCUUCAAUCAUAGCUGACUGUAACAAUAUAUAAGGAACUAAUGACGAAAGCAAUACUGGGGCUAAAAAGAGUAGGAACCAGAGUUGGAGAGUUAAGGAGUUAAAAAGAGGAAACCUGUGGUGUUCCUAUGAACAAAGACACUAAACCCAAACUUCAACAUCAAAGAAAUGUCCAUUUAUUGCUUUUAGUGAAAUGACUGUUCAAAAAUGAUUAUGUAUGCACUGUUUGGUUGUGUUUUAGUUUGAUUCAGAGUGAGGUAUCAGACUCACCUGAACCCAGCUGUGUGUCCAUUAAGAGUGACAGGUCAAUAGACCAUCCAGUAAGCUACAGAGAGGGAGAUUGUUCUCCUGAUGUGAGGUAUAACUCCACCAGUGCUGAGACAAAGGAGUGCUAGGGCCACAGGGAUCCUGAGAUGGGUGGAGUGAACUUUGACACUUGCUUGCUGGUUCCAGCUGUAACCUGUAGGAGGAGACAUGAGCUCCAAAAUGAGUUCCUCUGGAGAAGAACAGCACACAGAGAAAAACCAGAGUCUGAUUCAGGAGAAGAGAAAAUGCUCACCUGAACGCAGCUGUGUGUCCAUAAAGAGUGAUCAAUCAGUGGAACCCCCUCCACUGAAACUCAGAAAGAGAGAGUGUUCAAAUGAGCUCAGGGGUACCAGACCAGACUCACCUGAACCCAGCUGUAUUUCCAUGAAGAGUAAUGAGUCAAUGGAACAUCCAUCGCACUUCAGAGAAGGAGACAGUUGGUCUGAUGUAAGAAUCCAAAAGGACACAUCAAAAAUGAUCAGUAGGGAUCAUUUAGAGUCCAUAGCCAAGAUUGAGGACAAAAAGGAACAGAGCAGUGCCAGAGAGGGGGCGCACCUGAGGAGCAUGAAGCAGACAGACCUUGCUAACACACCACAGAGCAAGCUGAUGUCUGUGUACAAACAAAAUCUAAGAUCAAGACUAAUGGAGAAAUUUGAGAGAAUUAAUGAGGGAAUCUCACAGCAUGGAAUGCCAGUCCUUCUGAAUGAGAUCUACACAGAGCUCUACAUCACAGAGGGAGGGGGUGGAGAGGUCAAUAAUGAACAUGAGGUCAGACAGAUUGAGACUGCUUCCAGGAGAUCAGGAGCACAGGAGAAACCCAUCAAAUGCAAUGACCUCUUUAAAGACAAACCAAUCAGGACUGUGCUGACUAAAGGAGUUGCUGGAAUUGGAAAAACAGUAUCUGUGCAGAAGUUCAUUCUGGACUGGGCUGAAGGAAAAGCAAAUCAGGACAUCUUCUUCAUAUUUCCACUUCCUUUUAGGGAGCUGAACUUGAUGAAGGAGAAAAAGCUCAGCCUAAUGGAGCUUCUUCAUCAGUUUUUCCCAGACAUAAAGGAAUUAAGUUCAGUAGACUUUUAUGCUUACAAAGUCAUGUUCAUCUUUGAUGGUCUGGAUGAGUGUCGACUUCCUCUAGAUUUCCAGAACAAUGAGAGCUUGUGGGAUGUAACAGAUUCAGCCUCAGUGGAUGUGCUGCUGACAAACCUCAUCAAGGGGAAUCUGCUUCCCUCUGCUCUCCUCUGGAUAACCUCUCGACCAGCAGCAGCCAAUCAGAUCCCUCCUGAGUGUGUUGACCUGGUAACAGAGGUACGAGGGUUCAAUGACCCUCAGAAAGAGGAGUACUUCAGGAAGAGACUCAGUGACCAGAGCCUGGCCAAUAAAAUCAUCUCACACAUGAAGUCCUCAAGAAGCCUCUACAUCAUGUGCCACAUCCCAGUCUUCUGUUGGAUUGCAGCCACUGUUCUAGAGAGAGUGUUGGGUGGAGCAGAGAGUGGAGAGAUCCCCAAGACUCUGACUCAAAUGUUCACCCACUUCCUGAUCUUUCAGAUCAAACACAAGGACCAAAAGUACCAUGGGAAAUGUGACACUGAUCCUCAGCAGACUAGAGAGAUGAUUCUGGCACUGGGAAAACUGGCUUUGCAACAGCUGGAAAAAGGCAAUCUGAUCUUCUAUGAGGAAGACCUGAGAGAGUGUGGCACUGAUGUCAGUGAAGUGUCAGUGUACUCAGGAGUUUGUACCCAGAUCUUCAGAGAGGAGUUUGAGCUGCACCUGGGGAAGGUGUUCAGCUUUGUGCACCUGAGUGUCCAGGAGUUUCUGGCUGCUUUAUAUGCAUUUCUCUCCUUCAUCAACAGAGAUGAAACAAAACUGUUAACCACUGACCUCUCUGAUAUUUUCAGAAAGUCCAACAUGUCAGACUUCCUCAAGUCUGCAGUGGACAAGGCCUUACAGAGUGAGAAUGGACACCUGGAUCUUUUCCUCCGCUUCCUUCUGGGCCUCUCACUGGAGUCCAAUCAGACUCUCUUACGAGGCCUACUGACACAGACAGGAAGCAGGUCUCAUAACAAAAGGAAAACUGUUCAGUACAUCAAGAAGAAAAUCAGAGAGAAUCCCUCUCCAGAGAAAUCUAUCAAUCUGUUCCACUGUCUGAAUGAACUCAAUGAUCAUUCUCUGGUGCAGGAAGUACAAACAUACUUGAGCAGAGGAGAUUAUGGGUGUCUUAGUGGACUCUCUCCUGCCCAGUGGUCAGCUGUGGUGUUUGUGUUGCUGAACUCAGACGAAGAGCUUGAUGAGUUUGAUCUCCGUAAAUAUUAUCCAGCAGAGGAAGGUCUUCUGAGGCUCCUGCCUGUGAUCAAUUUGUCCAGAAAAGCUAUGCUGUGUAAUUGUAAUCUCACAGAGAAAAGCUGUGCAGCUCUGUCCUCAGCUCUCAGCUCAAAUUCCCCAAGUCUAAUAGAACUGAACCUGAGUUACAAUGAACUGCUGCAGGAUUCAGGACUGAAGUUGCUCUCUGCUGGACUAGAGAACCUACAUUGUAAACUGGAGAAACUGGAACUGGUUAAGUGCAGUAUUACAGAGGCAGGUUGUGCUGCUCUGGCUUCAGCUCUAAAAUCAAACCCCUCCUCUCACCUGAGAGAGCUGAACCUAAGUCAGAAUAUUCCAGGAGAUUCAGGAGUGAAGCUGCUCUGUGAUCUACUGGAGGAUCCACAAUGUAACCUGAAAAAACUACGGUUGUACAGGUGUGGUAUUACAGAGGAAGGUUACGCGGCUCUGGCUUCAGCUCUAAAAUCAAAUCCCUCUCACCUGAGAGAGCUGCGUCUUAAAUUAAGUAACCCAGGAAAGUUAGGAGUGAAGCUGCUCUCUGAUCUACAGAAGGAUCCACACUAUAAACUGGAGAAAUUACUUCUGUUUGACUGUAAUAUCACAGAUGAGAGCUGUGCAGCUCUGUCCUCAGCUCUCAGCUCAAACUCCUCAAGUAUAACAGAAUUGAACCUGAGCAAGAAUAAACUACUGCAGGAUUCUGGAGUGGAGCUGCUCUCUGCUGGACUGAAGAAUCCACACUGUAAACUGGAAAUACUAAAGUUGUGUUACUGUGAUCUCAGAGAGAAAAGCUGUAAAGCUCUGUCCUCAGUUCUCAGCUCAAACUCCUCAAAUCUGAGAGAACUGUAUCUGAGUUACAAUGAACUGCUCCAGGAUUCAGGAGUGAAGCUGCUCUCUGUUGGACUGGAAAAUCCACACUGUAAACUGGAGAUACUGGAGCUGUGUUACUGCAGUAUUACAGGUGAAGGCUUUGCUGCUCUGGCUUCAGCUCUGAAAUCAAACCCCUCCUCUCACCUGACAGAGCUGAACCUGAGCCACAAUAAACCAGAACAAUCAGGAGCGAAGCUGCUCUCUCAUCUACUGAAAGACCCACAUUGUAAACUGGAGAAACUACAACUGUGUAACUGUAAUCUCACAGAGGAAAGCUGUGAAGCUCUUUCCUCAGUUCUUGGCUCAAGCUCCUCAAGUCUGAGAGAACUGGACCUCAGUUACAAUAAACUUCAGGAUUCAGGAGUGGAGCUGCUCUCUGCUGGACUGGGGGAUCCACACUGUAAACUGGAGAAACUGGAGCUAUCUAACUGCAGUAUUACAGAGGAAGGAUGUGCUGCUCUGGCUUCAGCUCUAAAAUCAAAUCCCUCUCAUCUGAGAGAGCUGGACCUGAACUCCAAUAUACUUGGAAAGUCAGGAGCGAAGCUACUCUCUGAUCUACUGAAGGAUCCACUCUGUAAACUGGAAACACUACAGUGA